GAUAUUCAGUUGCAAAACACCUUUCUUUAUAGCUUCUAACCCGGCAAUUAUUCACAAGAGCUGCCUACUGCCUACUGUCCACUCUUUGUUUCGCCCUUGUUUCUGUCCUCACAAGUCAUCUACACACAAUGGACUCAUCCUCGUCCACCAUCGCCGCAUCCUUCACCUCGACCUCGCAUGCAUCCCUCGCAGAAGCCGAGUCCAAAUUCCUCACCCGUACCCGCCUCCUCCACUUCCUCCGGCUAGGGCUUGCAACCCUUCUUUUCUGCCUCGCAAUACCCGCCAUCGCCUGCGAGGCCGUCGCCCUGCACCACUACCGCCAAACCGCACGCUACAGCCAGAUCUGGCUCUACCUGUGGCCCCUCAACCUCGAUCUUCGGCCAGCCAAGGCCCUCCUGGCCUGCGGCAGUGUCAUUGCAUUCCAGAACCUGGUCUACAUCAUCACCGCUCUUCUUCCAUCUCCCCACUCCCACAUCCGCCGGCUGAAUCUCCUCGCCGCGACAACGGCACUGACGGGGUUUAUCACAGCGCUCGUGGGUUUCGUGUUUGUGAUUUACCGUCCCGGCGCGAACGCGGGCGGGGAUGAGUUCCACGAUACGGAGACGCUGCACUCUUGGACGUGUAAGUGGAAGGCGACUUCCAGCUCUAACACCGCCCCUGCACACUUUGCGCGAGACUGCACGGUGACCCACGUAUCGUUUGUGUUGCUGGGGUUGCUGCUGGGGCUGGAGGUCGUGAUGGGGCUCGUCGCGACGGCGGGGAUGUGGUUGGAGCGGAGUGUGGCGCGGCAGAGGGGGGUAGAGGAGAAGCACCAGCAGCAGUCUUCGUUGGAGAUGGUGGGGAUGGUGGAUACGAAGGUUGAUCGGUAUCCGGGGACUUAGUUGGGCCCUGGGUGAGGGGAUUCUUCCUUGGGGUUGAGCGAGGAGUGAU
Messenger RNA from Aspergillus saccharolyticus JOP 1030-1, 930 nucleotides. RefSeq lists its product as uncharacterized. NCBI's taxonomy places the organism in Eukaryota, Fungi, Ascomycota, Eurotiomycetes, Eurotiales, Aspergillaceae. The record is from RefSeq and is a predicted model, not a curated record. Bases 129 to 881 code for a protein of 250 amino acids. The transcript is spliced from 2 exons.